Molecule: messenger RNA, 447 nt
Organism: Penicillium daleae
Lineage: Eukaryota; Fungi; Ascomycota; Eurotiomycetes; Eurotiales; Aspergillaceae
Exons: 1
Coding region: 1-447 (148 amino acids)
Source: RefSeq, a predicted model, not a curated record
AUGCCUAUCUCGCAUACCAAUCUUUAUACUAAUCUUUAUACCAAUCUUGCUGCCAAUCUUGCUGCUAAUCUUGCUGCCAAUAUGCCUCCCUCUCGCACUCGCACCAGUGUCCCUAUCGAUCGCAAGAAGGCCCUCCGCCAAUUCAAGUGUACCAAUCCUACAAUCAGCAAUCUCGCUAUACGCGAAUGGUUCAAAACCACCUACCAGCAAGAUCUUGCGCCCUCUACCGUAUCUGAGAUAUUAUCAAAGCGAUAUGCCUACCUUGACGAUGCCUAUCACCAAUCUCUCGCGAAUCAGCAGCGUAGCCGCUCUGAGCGGUGGCCAGAGCUUGAAUCUGCCCUAUUCCAGUGGAUACAACGCGCUGAAUCGCAGAUUCCUAUUACUGGGGCUGUCCUGCGUGAGAAAGCCGAUUUCUUCUGGCGAUCGCUGCUAGCCUACCAAAGCUAG